GACCACUGGCCACACACACACAUAUAUAUAUAUACCCGAAACCGYAUACAUGAAUAUGUCUCAAGAAAUGUUUGUAUCGCAGGACAACAAUAGUCGUCCUCCUCCUCGACGUCGCCGUCAAGUUAUCGAUGAYGACGACGACGACGCCGACGCCGCCGUCAACACUGCCGAUGAUGACCAGCCAAUGGACGACAAUAGUGGUAAUGAAGAAGAAGUAGAAGAGGAAGAGGGAGGCGGCRGACGAAGAGUUGGCGUCUGCGGCGGAAGAUAAUGAAGAGGUGGAGGAGGAAGAGGAAGAUGUUAUUACCGAACAGUUGAAGACAGCCAUCAAAGCGAAAAAACCGUUACUGAAUACAAAGGUUACCGACGAAGAGAUUGACAAACAGAGGGCCACAUUGGCGGACAUCGAACGCCAGAUAAAAGAAGCCGAUAAAUGCGAGUCCAUCGACCAGAUGGUCGAACUGUUAAACAAAGUAAUUCAAAGACUAAACAAAGAGUUUAUGUGUACGGGACCGACGGUCAACAUGUCGUUGGACGCAUGGAUUAUGAAACUAGCCGCUAGACUGCUUUACGAGGCGACCAAACGGUUGCAGACGGACACCAAACGGUUCAAUGUUAUGGAAUUUGCCGGCAAAUGUGUUCGCGCAUUGGAUCCGACCGAUUGGGCGACGACUGCUACCGAUGGGAGCGGCAGCCGUCGCCGCGGCGGUAAUGAUGACAACGACGAUUCGAUUGUCCGACGAACCAUUGGUUUCGAUACCAGCGAUUGGGUUGAGUUUGGCCGCAAAUACUGUCCAAACAUCCAAUCAAUUGUUCCGCCCAUGAACUACAUAUUCGGCGCUUUCGAAAGCGAACCGCCAGCCGAACGACCGGUCAAACAGCGCCAAAAACGCCAGAAAACAGUACUAUCCGAACAAACACAGGCCACACAACUUGUGACAGAAAAUAUGAACGAUGACGGCACUCCCGAAGAAGUGGAACUCAUAAUGGAGACAAUCAAGAAACUGGAGUCGCGUAACAAAAACUUUGAUUCAUUGCCGUACAUUCAAGUGGUUACCAAUCCGAAGUCAAUGGCCGAAACUGUUGAAAAUAUAUUUCAUUCGGCAUUUCUUGUUAAAGACGGUCUGGUUCGCCUGCGAGCCGCCGAUGACGGACUACCUGGUGUCCAGUCGAUCGAUAAUUCAGGACUUGAUGUCCAAUCUGGUCUACCCGAACAAGGUAUCCAAUCGGUGUUUACAUUUACGAUGAAAGAUUGGGUAAAAUGGUGCGAAAAGUUUGAGAUUAAAAAGCCGGCGAUCAGACACAAGAAGAAGGAUAACAACAACAACAAGAAAUCACAGAAAACAAGUGAUAGUAAUAAUAAUAAUAAUAAUUAAAAU
Oppia nitens is the source of this 1379-nucleotide messenger RNA. It is a transcript of the gene Nse4, whose product is annotated as non-structural maintenance of chromosomes element 4 homolog A-like. Gene Ontology annotation, biological process: DNA repair. NCBI's taxonomy places the organism in Eukaryota, Metazoa, Arthropoda, Arachnida, Sarcoptiformes, Oppiidae. Gene Ontology annotation, cellular component: Smc5-Smc6 complex; nucleus. The transcript has a single exon. The record is from RefSeq and is a predicted model, not a curated record. The coding region runs from base 453 to 1376 and encodes 307 amino acids.